AUGGAAAGUUUGAACAGCCUUUAUGAGUGGCGUCACCCAUUAUAUCGAACUAAUUAACUAUAGCCUUCGCAUUAUUCAAAAGCUUCCCUUUAUAUAUUGUAAACGAUCAUGCAUACCUAUACUGUUUAUCAGCUAGGUUGCUUUGUAUCGUAUAUGUUUCUGUAAGAACUAGGCACCUAGUGAUCAAAAUGAAGCUGUUUCUGUCAACUUGUGCAUUUAUGUUGGGAGUAGUUAAGAUCGAUGGAAGAUGCGCGAAUAUUUUAAGCGACGAAGAGCAAGCUUGUGCGAAGCCGUUAAAGUUAGAUGCUACUUCCGUUCUGGAAUUUUACCAAUCGCGCUCUGACAGUACCAUAUUUUCAGAGUAUAUAAACUGUGUUUGGGUAAAAUGGAAUUUUAUAAAUGAAAAUGGAGAAAUUUUAUUCAAAAACAUAAUGACGGCCAACGGUUUGCCGUGGAAAAUUUCUCGAAUUUGUGAAGAUGUUGGUCAAUUAAUAGAGAAGGCGGAGAAGGAGUUUAAGAAUUCGGUAAAGUACUGUGCAAAAAAUCCACCCGUUCCUGCUACCGCUAUUAGUGUAAUGCGAUGCAUCGAUAAAAACUACAAACCCACACCAGUUGAAGAUUCUCUGAAGAAUUAAUCGUUACAUACGUUCCUAUGGGGUCAAAAUAUUUAGCAAUUAAGAAAGGUGCGAUUGUUUGUACAAGUAUUUGUUUGCGGUUUAGCUUAUCAGUGUCAAAGGCAUUCCUUUUUUAUCGAUUAAUUAAAGCCGCUGAUCAUUU
Molecule: messenger RNA, 777 nt
Organism: Photinus pyralis (common eastern firefly)
Lineage: Eukaryota; Metazoa; Arthropoda; Insecta; Coleoptera; Lampyridae
Exons: 2
Coding region: 189-635 (148 amino acids)
Molecular function (GO): odorant binding
Source: RefSeq, a predicted model, not a curated record